GAAUUUGGAUCAAGAGGAUUUGUUGAAUCUUCCAGGAUAGCAUCACCUUCUGGAAUGAUAGAAGAUAUUUUAGGUGAUCAUAUGAAUAUAGACGUAGAUAUUGUAAAUGAUGAUCUUGUCAGCCAAGAAUUUAAUCUUCUUAUUACGGGCCCAAAAUCAUCCGAUGAUCCUGCCAGUGACCAAGAAUUUAAUUUUUUUAUUACGAGCUCAAAAUCAUCUAAAGGAAAGCAAAAACAACUAGUCAAUUUUGAUGCGCCAGAAUCUGAUUAUGAAGAUAAAAGUGUAGAAAUACUAUUUACGAACAUCGAUCAGGGAUUUGCGUGGAUCUUUAUGAGAUAUCUAUUGCUCUUGGUUGAUAGAAAUAUCUAUUCAGAAUUUUCAAAAUCUUUACAUAUGGCACAGAAAUUAUUUAGUAUCAGCGAUCACAUGAUCAAACUUCCCGAAUCAUCCGAUGACCAAGUUGAGAUUCCUAUGUAA
This is a messenger RNA of Funneliformis caledonium, 477 nucleotides long. Lineage: Eukaryota; Fungi; Glomeromycota; Glomeromycetes; Glomerales; Glomeraceae. The record is from the annotation of a GenBank genome assembly.